AAAAAUAAUCGAAAAAUAUAACCGUGGGGCUUUUUUCCACUUUCACACUUUAACCAUGGGGCUUUUUGCCCGUGGGUCUUUUGUCCUACACUCGUAAGUAACAGAGGCAAAUUCACAUUUGGAACUUAAAAGUCUUACCUGUUUUUACUGUUCCACUCACAGAUUGUAAUGUAUGAAUUAGCCGGUCGAUUUCUCUUCCUGAAAAUCCCAGUUUAUCCAGAUUCUCCGCGCCCAGGGUUCGAUCUUACCCGCUUCAUUUGUGUAUGUAAAUUUCCCUAGAAGAAAACGAGGCUGACAUCGAAAAUCCCGUAUUAGUGAUAAUACGGUUUAAUCCCUCGACUAUCCAAGAAACUCCGCGAUAAGUGAAAAUCCGCGAAGUAGAAACAGUACUGUACUCUUGUCCACAUAACAUGCGGAAGUUUGGACCGAAAAUGAAGUACGAGUGCCAUUGUAAAGAAAUAGCUGCUUGUCGAUUCAGUGGGAACGCUCAGUGUAAAGCUUUCGGAUGCCAGCGUGGUUUUGAAGGACGUAACUGCCAAAGAGUGGUUUACCCUGACGUAUCAAGGAUAUAUUCUGCAAAAAAUGCUUCAGCAACAAACUGUAUGAAGCUACCAUUUAAAGUGAUAUUUCCAGAGCUAUAUCGUAUCCAAUACGUGACUGUGAAAUGUUACCAUUAUUACGGUAACCGUUACAAUUCGUUUUCAGUUCAUUUCGACAAAGACAGCAAGAAGCCCUUUUGUUCAGGAACUUGUAGCAUGAGUGGAGUGGGAUGUAUAGGGGAUGCAAAUGCAAAGUCUAUGACAAUAUCAGGAAAAGAUAUCUGUAUUGGAGGGUUGUAUGUAUCAGGGUGUGCGUCUGGGUGGUAUGGAAGUGGUUGUUCCAAGCAAUGCCAUUGUCUAAAUGAUGCUAACUGCCACCAACACACAGGAGCUUGUCCAAAUGGAUGUGAAGAAGGAUGGACUGGACCAGAUUGCCAAGUAAUAACUUACCAAAAUAUAGCAAUUGGUAGAAGCGCUACACAGUUGUCGACUGCACGCGUAAAUGGUGUAACUGCAAUAAAUGGCAACACUUGUCGGAAUGAAAUUUACUCAAUGGGAGCCAGCCUAGCAGUGGAUGGUAACUUUGAUCAAAACCCACUACACAGGUCUUGUUCUCGUUCAGUAAUGACCCUCAGAUCAUAUUGGACUGUUGACCUCAAACAAACGUAUGAUAUUUCGCAAAUGAGGAUCUAUUACAACUAUAUCGAGGUGCAUGAGAAAUUCUCAUUUUUAAUUUUGGUGUCCAUAAACAACGUGAAUAGAAUAUGCAAGAAAUUUACUGAUCUUGAGAGAACUACAGUUAUUGAUGUACAGUGUGAUAGUCCCGCCAAAGGAAGUAAAAUCACAAUAAUCCUGUUUAAAGGCCCUGAUCUUAGCUUGUGUGAAGUGGAGGUCCUACAAUGUCUGCCUGGAUUCUACGGUGCCAGAUGCAAAGAACACUGUUCUACCUGUAAGAAUAGGCAAUGUAACCAAUUCACAGGCAAAUGUCUGAACGGUUGCAACAAUGGGUUUGUUCUUGUAAACGGCGUCUGUCAAAAAUGUGCAGCAGGGAAAUUUGGUGCCAACUGUGCAGGCAUAUGCCAUUGUGCUGACAUCAGUAAAUGCUUUGCUGAAACUGGAGUCUGUUCUAGUGGGGGAUGUGCAGCUGGUUACACAGGUAGCACCUGUCAAACAGUCUGUGUUCAUGGAAAAUUUGGACCAAACUGCAAGAAUGCGUGUCACUGUGCCGACAAUAGUAAAUGCAACAGAGCGUCUGGAGUAUGUUCGAGUGGAGGAUGUGCAGCUGGUUACAAAGGAAGCAAUUGCCAGACUGGAUGCCCACACGGUACAUUUGGUAUCAACUGCGCCAAGAAGUGUCAUUGUCUGAACAAUGGAAAGUGUUACUCUGAGAAUGGUAUCUGCAUAACUGGGAAAUGUUCCCAUGGCUACCGAGGCCAUAACUGUCAGUCAGUGUGCCGGCAAGGCAGCUAUGGUCUCAACUGUAAAGAAACAUGUCACUGUGCCAUUGUCACUAAAUGUAAUCAUAUCACCGGUGUUUGUUCAAGUGGUGGCUGUGCACCAGGCUAUGUUGGUUCAAAUUGCCAUCAAGUUUGUUCUGUGGGAAGGUUUGGCUCCAGUUGCACUGGAACAUGUCACUGUGCAGAUAACAAAAAGUGCAACUCAGUGUCAGGUGUAUGUUCAAGUGGUGGAUGUGCUGCAGGAUAUCAGGGUAGCAACUGUCAAACAGUGUGCAGCAGAGGUAGAUUUGGACCUAACUGUAGAUACACAUGUCACUGUGCAGACAACAGCAAGUGUAACGUCAACUCUGGUGUGUGUUCAAGUGGAGGAUGUACUGCAGGUUAUGACGGCAGCAACUGCCAAACAGCCUGUCGCCGUGGUAAGUUUGGACCAAACUGUAAAAGUACAUGUCAUUGUGCCGACAACAGCAAGUGUAACCGUCAGACUGGUGUUUGUUCCAGUGGAGGAUGUGCUGCUGGUUAUGAAGGUAGCAACUGCCAAACAGGAUGUAGCAGAGGAAAAUUUGGGCCAAACUGCAAAAGCACAUGUCACUGUGCUGACAACAGCAAAUGUAACCCACAGUCUGGUAUCUGCUCCAGUGGAGGAUGUGCUGCUGGAUAUAAAGGUAGCAACUGUCAAACAGGGUGCAGUAUUGGAAAAUUUGGACGUAAUUGUCAGCAGACAUGUCACUGUGCUGACAAGAGUAGGUGUAAUCGCCAGACAGGUGUUUGUUCCAGUGGUGGCUGUACAGCUGGAUAUGAAGGAAGGACCUGUCAGACAGUAUGUAGCAGAGGGAAAUUUGGGCCAAACUGCAGAAACACAUGUCACUGUGCUGACAACAGCAAGUGUAACCCACAGUCUGGUAGCUGUUCCAGUGAAGGAUGUGCUGCUGGAUAUGAGGGUAGCAACUGUCAAACAGGAUGUAGCAGAGGGAAAUUUGGGCCAAACUGCAGAAGCACAUGUCACUGUGCUGACAACAGCAAAUGUAACCCACAGUCUGGUAGCUGUUCCAGUGGAGGAUGUGCUGCUGGAUUUGAAGAUACCAACUGCCAAGUUGCAUGUAUAAAAGAUAAAUUUGGGCCAAACUGCAAAAGUACAUGCCACUGUGCAGACAACAGCAAGUGUGACCAUCAGACAGGUGUGUGUUCCAGUGGAGGAUGUGCUGCAGGUUAUGGAGGUAACAACUGUCAAACAGCAUGCGUAAUUGGUAAAUUUGGGCCAAACUGUAAAAAUACCUGUCAUUGUGCUGACAAGAACAAGUGUAACCGUCAGACUGGUGUGUGUUCAAGUGGAGGAUGUGCUGCAGGUUAUGAAGGUAACAACUGUCAGACAGUUUGUAGUGUAUCUAAAUUUGGACCAAACUGUCAAAGUACAUGCCAUUGUGUUGACAAUAAGAAGUGUAACCGUCAAACAGGUGUUUGCUCCAGUGGAGGAUGUGCUGCAGGUUUUGGCGGUAACAGUUGUCAAGCAGUAUGUACAAAUGAUAAAUUUGGACCAAAUUGUCAACAUACAUGUCACUGUGCUGACAAGAGCAAAUGUAACCGUCAAAGUGGUGUAUGUACCAUUGGUGGAUGUGCUGCAGGUUAUGAAGGUAGCAACUGUCAAACAGCAUGUGUUAAAGGUAAAUUUGGACCAAACUGUCAAAGUGUGUGUCACUGUGCUGACAACAAGAAGUGCCACACCCAGACAGGUGUGUGUUCCAGUGGAGGAUGUGCUGCAGGUUAUGAAGGUAGCAACUGUCAAACAGUUUGCAGUGGCUCUAAAUUUGGACCGAACUGUAAAAAUACCUGCCACUGUGCUGACAACAGCAAGUGUAACCGUCAGACAGGUGUUUGUUCCAGUGGUGGAUGUGCUGCUGGUUAUGAAGGCAGCAAAUGUCAAACAGCAUGCAUACCUGGUAAAUUUGGACCAAACUGCAAAAGUACAUGUCAGUGUGCUGACAAGAGCAAGUGUAAUCGUUACACUGGAGUUUGUUCCAGUGGUGGAUGUGCUGCUGGUUAUGAAGGUAACAACUGCCAAACAGCUUGUAAAAAUGGUAAAUUUGGUAAAAACUGUCAGCAGACAUGUCAUUGUGCUGACCAGAGCAAGUGUAACUAUCAGAGUGGUGUGUGUUCUACUGGAGGAUGUGCUGCUGGUUAUGACGGUAGCAACUGUCAAAUAGUUUGUAGUGGAAAUGAAUUUGGACCGAACUGUCAAAAUACAUGUCAUUGUGCUGACAACAAGAAGUGCAACCGUCAGACAGGUGUGUGUUCAAGUGGAGGAUGUGCUGCAGGUUAUAAGGGUAGCAACUGUCAAACAGCAUGUGUGAAAGGUAAAUUUGGACCAAACUGUCAAAGUACAUGUCACUGUAAAGAUAACAGCAAGUGUCACACACAGACAGGUGCAUGCACUAGUGGAGGAUGUGCCCCAGGUUAUGAAGGCAAUGACUGUCGAAAAGUGUGCACAACAAAUACGUUUGGACCAAACUGUCAAAAUACAUGCCACUGCGCAGACAGCAGCAAGUGUAACCGUCAGACUGGAGCAUGUUCCAGUGGAGGAUGCGCUCCAGGUUACAAAGGCAGCAACUGUCAAAAUGCAUGUGUAACUGGUAAAUUCGGACCAAACUGCCACAGCACAUGUCAUUGUGCAAACAACAGCAGAUGUAGCCGUGAGACUGGUGUUUGCUCCAGUGGAGGAUGUGCCGCUGGAUAUGAAGGCAACAACUGUCAAACAGUUUGUACCGGAUCUAAAUUUGGCCCAAACUGUCAAAACCUCUGCCACUGUGCAAAUAACAGCUUAUGUAACCAUCAGACAGGUGUGUGCUCAAGUGGCGGAUGUUCCCCUGGUUAUGAUGGUAAAAACUGUCAAACAGUAUGUGUAAAUGACAAAUAUGGACCAAACUGUCAGCAUGUAUGCCACUGUGCAGACAACAGCAAGUGUAACCGUCAGACUGGUGUAUGUUCCAGUGGAGGAUGUGCUCCAGGUUAUGAAGGCACCAAAUGUCAAACAGCUUGCAGUGGAGCUAAAUUUGGCCCAAACUGUCAAAAUACAUGUCACUGUGCAGACAACAAGAAGUGUCACCAUCAGACAGGUGUGUGUUCAAGUGGAGGAUGUGUUGCAGGUUAUGAGGGUAGCAACUGUCAAACAGCAUGCGUAAAUGGUAAAUUUGGACCAAACUGUAAAAGUACAUGUCACUGUGCUGACAAGAGCAAAUGUAACCGUCAGACUGGUGCCUGUACCAGUGGAGGAUGUGCUGCUGGUUAUAAUGGUAGCAACUGUCAAACCGCAUGUACCAAUGGCAAAUUUGGUGCAAAUUGCCAAAGUAUAUGUCAUUGUGCAGACAACAAGAAGUGCAACUAUCAGACAGGAGUGUGUUCAAGUGGAGGAUGUGCCUCAGGUUAUGAAGGCGGCAACUGUCAAACAGUUUGUAGUGUAUCUAAAUUUGGACCAAACUGUCAAAAUACCUGCCACUGUGCAGACAACAGCAAGUGUGGCCGUCAGACUGGUGUGUGUUCCAGUGGAGGAUGUGUUCCAGGAUAUAAAGGUAGCAACUGUCAGACAGCAUGUGGGAAUGGUAAAUUUGGACCAAACUGCCAAAAUACAUGUCACUGUGCAGAUAACAAGAAGUGCAACAGUCAAACUGGUAAUUGUUCUAGUGGAGGAUGUGCUCCAGGAUAUGAGGGUAGCAACUGUCAGACGGCUUGCAGUGGAGUGAAAUUUGGACCAAACUGUCAAAAUACAUGUCACUGCACUAACAACCAGAAAUGUAACCAUCAGACAGGUGUGUGUUCGAGUGGAGGAUGUGCUUCUGGUUAUGAAGGUAGCAGUUGUCAAACAGCAUGUAUAAAAGGUAAAUUUGGACCAAACUGCCAAAGUAUAUGUCAUUGUGCCGACAACAAGAAGUGUCACACACAGACUGGUGUUUGUUCUAGUGGAGGAUGUGCUCCAGGAUAUGAAGGCACCAAUUGUCAGACAGCUUGCACUGGAUCUAAGUUUGGGUCAAACUGUCAGCAUGUGUGCCACUGUGCUGACAACAGCAAGUGUAAUCGUCAGACUGGUGUUUGUUCCAGUGGAGGAUGUGCUGCUGGUUAUGAAGGUAGCAACUGUCAAACAGAAUGUAGCAGAGGUAAAUUUGGAGCCAACUGCAUCAAUACCUGCCAUUGUGCCAACAACAGCACAUGUAACUCUCAGACAGGCACCUGUUCCGGUGGGGUGUGUGCCCCUGGUUUUAAAGGAAACAACUGCCAGGAAGUGUGUAAACUAGGUAAAUUUGGACUGAACUGUGCAAUUGCUUGUCACUGCGCUAACAACAGCAAAUGUAGCAGUCAGACAGGCAUUUGUUCCAGUGGAGGAUGUGCUGCUGGUUAUGAGGGUAGCAAUUGUCAGACAGUCUGCAAAAGUGGAACUUUCGGUCCUAACUGCCAGAAUAUAUGUCACUGUGCUGACAACAGCAAAUGUAAUUCCCAGUUGGGAAUCUGCUCCAGUGGGGCCUGUGCAGCAGGUUAUGAAGGAAACAACUGUCAAAAAGUUUGUUCCAGAGAUAAGUUUGGACCAAACUGUCAACAUACAUGCCAUUGUGCAGACAACAGCAAGUGUAACCAUCAGACUGGGAAAUGCUCUAGUGGAGGAUGUGCUCCAGGUUAUGAAGGUAGCAACUGUCAAACAGUUUGCCAAAAUGCAAGGUUUGGUGCCAACUGCACCAGCAUGUGCCACUGUGCAGACAACAGGAAGUGCAACCCAGUGUCAGGAACCUGCUCGGAAGGAGGAUGUGCUGCAGGCUAUGAAGGGAACAAUUGUCAGUUAAAAUGCAGAAGUGGUAAAUUUGGCCAUAACUGUGUCAAUUCCUGUCACUGUGCCGACAACAGCAAAUGUGACGCUUUGACUGGUGUUUGUGCCAGUGGUGGCUGUGAAGCUGGCUACAAAGGAAGCAACUGUCAGAAACAGUGCCCCAGUGAUAAGUUUGGUAAAGACUGUAGAAAUACCUGCCACUGCUUUGUGAAUAGCGCAUGUAAUCCUAAGUCAGGCACCUGCUCAAGUGGUGGGUGUGCCCCUGGCUAUGAAGGUAACAACUGCCAAAAAGUCUGCAAGAAUGGUACGUUUGGCACCAACUGUAAAGGUACGUGUCACUGUGCUGACAACAUCAAGUGUGAUUCUCACACGGGCUUUUGUUCUGAUGGAAGAUGUGCUCCAGGUUAUGAAGGAAGAAACUGUCAAAACGUCUGUAAGUCUGGCUACUUUGGUCUACGCUGUGCAAAUCCAUGCAAAUGUAAGGACAGUCAGAAAUGUGAUCCCAAAACUGGUCACUGUCCAAAUAACCAGUGCCUUCCAGGUUAUACUGGACACACUUGCCAAACUUCUUGUCCAGCCAACAGUUUUGGGUCAAACUGUCAGAAAGUUUGUCAUUGUGUGCAGAAUGAACACUGUAAUAAAACCAAUGGGUUUUGUGGUAAGAGCAGCUGUGAAACUGGCUAUACAGGAAUUGACUGUCAAAAGGAAUGUAAAAAGGGAUAUUUUGGUUUGAACUGCAAAUAUUUAUGCCACUGUGCUGACAAUGACCAUUGUAACUUUAAAUCUGGAGUAUGUUCUAGCGUAGGAUGUGCUGCUGGUUUCAAAGGGGACAGCUGCCAGUCAGUGUGUUCUCCUGGAACCUUUGGUGAAAAUUGUCAAUACAACUGCCAUUGUCUCAACAAAAGCCAGUGUAACACCACUAAUGGUAUGUGCCAUGAUGGUAUCUGUUUACCUGGAUAUAUGGGCCUUGAUUGUCAGACAGAAUGCCAGAAAGGAUACUUUGGCACCAACUGUAAAUCUCAGUGCCAUUGUGCAGACAGCAAGCACUGUGACACAGCAUCAGGAGUAUGUUCCAGUGUUGGGUGUGCUGCCGGUUUCAAAGGAGACAACUGUCAAACAGUGUGUCCAGCUGGUACGUUUGGUAUGAACUGCGAAGGGAAGUGUCACUGCAGUAAUAACACUCUGUGUAAUGGAAUUGAUGGUUCUUGCCAUAACAAUAUCUGUGAAGCAGGUUACACUGGGACGGAUUGUCAAACUGAAUGUAAAAGAGGAUACUUUGGUCCUAACUGUAAACAUUUGUGCCAUUGUGCCGACAAUAACCGAUGUGACACUAAAUCUGGAGUGUGCUCCAGUGUCGGAUGUGCUGCUGGUUUCCAAGGAGACAACUGUCAGUCAGUGUGUACAGCUGGAACGUUUGGUCUUAACUGCCACGAACAAUGUCAUUGCAUGAAUAUAUCCCAGUGUAAUCAGAUAUACGGUUCGUGUUAUGACGGCAUUUGCCAAGAUGGUUACACUGGGUCUACUUGUCAGAAAAUGUGCAAGAAAGGUCAGUUUGGUCCAAAUUGCAAACACCAGUGCCACUGCAUUGAUAAUAACCAAUGUGACCCUGAAUCUGGAUUUUGUUCGGCUGUUGGAUGUGCACCAGGGUACCAUGGGGAAAACUGCCAGAAAGAGUGUGGAGAGGGUCAGUUUGGAGUGAACUGUGAAGAAAGAUGUCACUGCAAGAAUGUCACACAGUGCAACAGGACAAAUGGAUUUUGUGAUGGUGGCCAUGGUCAGUGUGAAGCUGGCUUCAUUGAGCCAGACUGUCAAUCAGCUUGCAAGAACAAUACGUAUGGCCCUGAGUGUAACAACACUUGUCACUGUGCUGAUAACAGUAAAUGCAAUCCUCAAUCUGGCACGUGUUCGAGUGAAGGAUGUGCUCCUGGUUAUGAAGGUAACGACUGCCAAAAAGCUUGCACCAAUGGUACCUUUGGAGUGCUCUGUAAUGGUACAUGUCAUUGCGAAAAUGACACCCUCUGCAACAGACAAACUGGUUUAUGCGAGAAUGAUGACUGCAAGCCAGGUUAUACAGGACCUGAUUGCCAAACAGCUUGUCUUCCUGGUACAUUUGGUAAGUUAUGUCAGCAGCUAUGUCAUUGUCUGGAAAGUGACAGAUGUAAUUUCAUCACUGGCUAUUGUCCACAGACCCUGUGUGAAACUGGGUUUGAAGGCCCUGACUGUCAGAAAAAUUUGUUGUUGCUGGUUGGCGUUCCUGUUGUGGCCUUUUUCAUUCUGUUGGUCAUUGUUAUAACAAUUAUAGUCUGCUGCAAGAUCUCUGCAGCCAAAAGAAGUUUCAACACUGAAAAGAUGUUUCCUCUCCCAUUGGACCUGCCUUUACCCCCUACGAUACCAGUACCCCCUGCUAUUAGGGUCACCACAGAUACAGAUGACAAUUAUGAAGCAUUUAUUUGUGGAAGUCAAUCGAGUUGGACGUAUGAUGAAAUGGAGUUAGAAAAGUUACCACCAUCACGCGAUCCUGUCGUUAAAAGUGUUCAAGUUAAACAACAAUAUGAGGUGAUGGCUAACAAAGGUAAACAACAAGAGAUGACUAAUAUAGAUAAACAAGAUUAUGAGGUGAUGGCUAAUGAAAGUGAACAACGAUAUGAAGUGAUGACUAAUGGAGGUAAACAACAGUAUGAAGAGAUGACUAACGAAGAUAAACAACGAUAUGAAGCGAUGACUAAUGGAGGUAAACAAGAAUAUGAGGUGAUGACUGAUGAAGAUAAACAACAAUGUGAAGAGAUGACUAAUGGAAGGAAACAAGACUAUGAGAUGAUGACCAACAAAGAUAAAGAACAAUAUGAAGAGAUGACUAAUGAAGUAAUGACUAUUGAAUCUCAGGUAAGAAGUUGUUGCUGUUAUUGUAAUUUAAGUGUUGAUCAUACUUUAUUCCAGCAGAUCUAUGGUCAGAAAUAUGUCUACCACAUCCCUUCAAGGCCUUAUAGUCACUAUCAGACUUCUACUCAGUUAAACCCAACUGCCUGCACCAUAUCAUUAUUAUUAUGAUAUACAUCACUCAGG
Molecule: messenger RNA, 9866 nt
Organism: Octopus bimaculoides (California two-spot octopus)
Lineage: Eukaryota; Metazoa; Mollusca; Cephalopoda; Octopoda; Octopodidae
Molecular function (GO): scavenger receptor activity
Source: RefSeq, a predicted model, not a curated record